Messenger RNA from Spodoptera frugiperda (fall armyworm), 4601 nucleotides. RefSeq lists its product as uncharacterized. The transcript is spliced from 3 exons. The record is from RefSeq and is a predicted model, not a curated record. Bases 134 to 1939 code for a protein of 601 amino acids. Lineage: Eukaryota; Metazoa; Arthropoda; Insecta; Lepidoptera; Noctuidae.
ACAACUUAAAAUUGGAACGCGCGCUCUAUUUAGUUUUUUAUCCGCUUGCCUGGCGCUGUUAAUCAGAAUUUUCCAAUUUUUAGCGUACAAAUCUCACUGAAAUAGCAAUUUUCAGUCUAAUGUAGUGUUAAUAAUGGGGGCUAAAACACCUGAACAAGUAACCAAACAACGUACAGUGAAAUGUGACGUUUGUGGGCGAAAAUUUGUUAAUCUUCAGGCGUUGAUUUCUCAUAAGAAAUUUUUGCAUACAAAGACUGAAACACCGAGGCGGGCAGCGUUGAAAAAGCGAGAAGAUGCUAGGCUACCUAAGAAGAAGGUUAUUCCAGUGAAUAUGUUGAAAAGAGUUAAUCCUCAGACGCCGGCGAAAACACCGGUGAAAACUGUCGAUGAAAAGGCACCAAUUUUAGCGGGAAAAGACUUGAAUCAGGUGAAAAAGCCUCAUUUCGAGUGUCCUGUGUGUUUCAAGAAGUUCCCCGUGUACUUUACUGCGUUCAGACACAUCCAGAAGAACGCAUCUUGCUGCGUUGACGGAAAAGGAAAUAAAGUCCCUGCGAACUCAACAGACCUAGUAAAACCAAUCCGCGUAGAAAUCUGCAUGUCCUGUGAUGAUGAGACGCGGUCGACAGAAACACACGACUGUCCGAAGGCACCGAGUAACAUAGACCUGUACGAGUGUUUGGGAUGUAAACAGGUUUUCAAUGGACUCCAGUUGUUUCAGCACCAUGUUAAAGGAUUGCAUUCUGACGGUGCACAGAAUUAUUUCUUUCCUAGUCGUAAAGAAUUCACAUCAUGGAAGAAAAGUUUACAUGGACAAACUAAAAUCGAAUUCGCACAGCUUAACCGACAAAAAGCGAAAGAAGUAUACCAUUGUUCGCACCAACCUGCCAAAGUGACUGAGAAUACACAGCUGUGCCCAUCGAUGAUAAUAGCCCGAACAUAUAGUAAAGGGAUCCACAUAUCCUACUUAAAAGACCACUGCGGUCAUACCGUAGACAGCACACCGUUGAAACAGUACUCCGAAUACUCAAUAUCCUUAUAUCCUAGAGAAAUGGAACUGAAAGAACUGUCUGAUGACUCCGAUCUAUACGUAGAGUUCAAAAAUAUUAUAAUGUCCGUAGCACAUGAUGCUAUUAAAGCGGACAUGUCAACGUUAAAAGAAUUAAUAGGUAAAGCUCUAGAAAUGGCUUCUCUGUUAAAGCAUUUGAAGAAUAGUGAUCAUAGUGCCACUUCGGUCAAGAAAAAGUUGUCCGAUGACCAAAUUUCUAAGACUUUAGACAGUUUGCAGACACGGACAGGGAAACGCAAACAAGUUAUAGAAGUAAAAGAGACUAAAAGAGAAGUACCGAAAAGAAUAAAAAGGAACUCUACGGUUACAGAAGAUACGGUUGAAAAUAGCAUAACAAGUAAAGCUAAAGUUACAACGCAAGCUAAAUCUGUAACGUUUAAAAAUACAACUAAGAAUAAUGAUAACAAAAGUGACUCAGAGCUAUCACAGACUGACACCGAAGAUUCAUUAAAAACUAUAUUGACAGCAAGCGAAGCAACAACGAAGAAAGCGGAUGACUCCUCAGAAACAUCAUCUUUAAGAACAGAGGAUGACAGAAAAGAUGAACCGUUAAGAUCUGCGGUCCAAUCUCCAUCUUUCAACGAUUCAUACAUGAAUUUCGUUGGCCAAAAUUUCAGAUCAAGUCUAGAAGCCAGUACGCCUAAAGUAAGACCUAAUAUUAGGAAAAAAGAAAUUAUGAAGACUAAAAUUGGACAGUUUAAAGCUAAGAGUCUGUCUCCUAAACAACCCAUUUCACCGAAGUCGCCUAAGGAAGUUAAAAGUAAAGAAGUUAUUAAAGAAAGUGUCUCUACAAAAAAAUGGUCCACUAAAGAUUUGAAAUAUGAAGUUAAGCAACAGGAAAAUGACUAUAAUAUUCUAAUAUUGAAGAUUUAAUUGGAAUUUAUACUGCACACUUUAUACUAGCAGUAUAUGGCAAUAGGCUCAUCUCCUAUUACAUGGGACUUAUAACACAAAUGGUGAAAAGUGUAUGUACAUUGUAUAGUGGUAUUACGUGCCGUAAUGUGCACCUUUGUCUACCCCUUUGGGGAUAAAAGGCGUGACGUUGUUUUCUUUUAUUAUUGGAAUUUAAUGACUAAACGGAUUUGUUGCUGUCGUGGUCCUACCUUCCAAUAGCUAUGUGUGUUACAUCAUUGGAUAGGUAAUUUUGAGCUGAAUAAAAGUUACUAUGGCGCCAAGUUCCUAAUCUUAGUCCGUUCAGAGUUAUUCUUUAUUAAACAUAGUAGUUUUAUCAGUAGCCAAGUAAUGCUAUUUUUACGUCAUAAUUGCAUUCGUAUCCUAUCUAAUGAUCGGGUCUGCGGACGGCGAGCAAGGGUAGCUCGCCGCCCGACCAGAACUAGACCCGUGCGUGCGGCGCGUCGCGUUCCGCGCGCGCCUCAAAGAGCCAUCAGACCACCACAGAUGGGGCCCAUUAGGGCUGAUCCCGAGCUGCGGGCUACCUAGCGGGUUUACCGGGGCUCCGACUUGCCAAGCAGUAGUAGGAACGGGGUGGUUUUUAGUCAGUAAGAGUCUGACACUCCCUCUCGCCUCGCCCAAUGCGGUAGAAGUAAUUGGAUGAUUUAACGCCUUAAAAAAAAUCCUAUCUAAUGAUGUAACACACAUAGCUAUUGGAAGGUGGGACCAUAAUUUGCAUCCUCCUUUAGUGUCGUGGGCUUAUUAUGUACUAUCACUGGGGGACUGUCGCCCGAAUACUGAAACGCUACUCAAUUUUAAGUUGUACUUAAAUAUUGUGCUAUCUCUGUCAUUUUAUAAAGAACUAGCUACUUCCGUGCGGUUUCACCCGCUCUUCUUCUAUUGGUCAUAGCGUGAUGUUUUAUAGCCUAUACCCUUCCUCGAUAAAUGCACUAUUCUACACAAAAAUAAUUAUUCAAAUCGGACCAGUAGUUCUGGAGAUUAGCGCGUUCAAACAAACAAACAAACUCUUCAGCUUUAUAAUAUUAUAGUAUAGAUAAUAUUAGUACAGAUUGAUAGUGACAAAACUACAUUUGAGAGUGUCUUAAAAUUGAGUAGCGUUUGAGUAUUCGGAUAUGUGUGAGGCAGUGGACCCAGUGUGACUGAUAUAAUGAAAUUGAUUUGUCAAAAUUAUAUCCUAAGUCAAUAGGGAUUCAAAAAGCAUGGCUAUGGUAUAGAUUUUCUUCAGUUUUGAUAUAAAUUAAGUUUGGUGAUACAAGUCUUCCGUUAUAGUUAUUUAAUGAUUAAAAAUUAUUAUAAAUUGUGAAAAUAUCGCACACCUAGUAAUAUAUUGGCACAUUUACGGUUUUCAUAGUUUACCUGACUUGUUUAGUUUUUAGUUUACUGACCAAUGAACCGUUGUUUUACGUGCGUGAGGGGGAAACUACAAUAAUGGUAUAAUGACACUUACGACCUCUCUCGAUGAAUAUGGAAAUAAAUAUUAAGUCAAUUUCGCAUUUUUUGCAGAUGUGCCAAUAUAUUACUAGGUGAGCGAUAUGACUCAUGAACAUUCGUUUAUUCAUUUUAGAAACCAUACAUUACCACCGUGAAAUAAAUUACUGUAAAGAUUAUUUUCUAAGCAAAAAGACUGUAUUUCAAUAGCAUUUGAUACCGUCUUUAGAAACUGUCAAUUAUUGAAAUAAUAUAGUCAGUCGUUUGAACUUUAAAGUACAAAAUACGACUUUAUAUUCAUGUAAUAAAGCCAUUAACUAAGUAUUUUUGCCUUUGAAAUUGCUGUUUUUCAAACACAAUUGUUGCUGUGGAUGCGUUUGACUUCCACCAAUCAUAUUCAUUGGUACACAUAGCUUAGCAUUGGUGGAAACGGACUCAACUAAACUAUGUUUUUUAUAUGAAAAGAUGCGUGCUAUGGAUGGUUUCCCUACUAUCGAUACAUCGCAUACUCGAGCUGCGCAUCUUUCUCACACAGCUACAUAGCUUAGUAUCAGUGGAAACGGCCACAUAGUUUCACAGCUUAGCUAUUACAUCCUCGCAGCAUAGCUACAUAGCACAUCUUUGGCGGAAAAGCACCCUUUGUAGGGUAUACGACACCUGCAGGAAGAGUAGGGGUAGUGUUCUUUACUGUCAUCACACAUUCGCCAUUUCUUAGGUAAAAAAACUUAUUUAAAUUCCCAAUCAUGACAUACAAAUGUAUUUUAUUUUUGUUUUUGUUGUCAAGCAAUUUUGACUCUUAUUUGUUAAACGUUAAGGAUGACAUUUGUAUUAUGAAUUUAUUUGUGUGUAUGUUUCUUUUUUGGUUUAUUAGUUAUUGUGUAGAAGUCCCUAUUGCAUGGAAUUCUUAACAUAACUGGUGAAAAGUUGGUGUUACAUUGUAUUGUAUAUAGGGUGACCGGUAAUUAGUGAACGAUAUUUAAACACGUGAUUGUACUCAUGAUUACAAACAACUUUCCCGAAGAAACUUUUUUUGUAUACUAAUUAGUUUUAUUUUUAUCACAAUAACAAUACCAAAUUUUUUUCUUCUUGCUUUCGCAUGAUCAGCUGUUAGCAGCGAGGCGCCCGCGUUAUCGGAAGACUAGUAACUAGGUAGGUAUUUUGGAACUUUACUUUAUUAUUGUGAUAAAAAUAAAAC